AUGAACUCUCUCUGGCCCUCGCGGGCCGCCAACGAUGGCGCUGCUGCUGCAAAACAACCACCUCCACCCCCGACCGGUGAUGUUGCAGAUGCCGUCGUUGCUGAUGUCGGCCCGCCCCCGGCCACCGAUGCCGCAAAUCCACCUCCACCUCCUCCAUCUCGACCGCCUCUAGCAAGAAACUCGUCUGCUCCGUUGCCCGGCCCGGCACCCGCGCCCGUCCCUCCGGCCCCGAUGCCCCCUGCGUCCUCCGAUCAGCCGCAACCGACGGAUUCGCUCUCUCUGCUGCAGCUUAGGCGUAUUGUUGCCGAGUUCAGCAGGGGCGAGCCCGUUGCCUACGACUUCGUCUACAAUGACAUGGGAUCUCACGAUGAGGAAAUUGACGAGUGGUUCGUCUACCAAUUCUGGCAAUGGGUACGCCUCAAUGCUGCCCAGAGGGCAUUCGAAUGGCAGUGGCAACACGAGUACAACAUCCAGUCGAGCUGGGAGGAGACGGAAUUCGAGGCAAGGGCAAAGUUCACCCGGGACGCCUUGGAAGGCCUACGAGUCAAAGAGCCAGCUCAGCGGUCAGCCUCUAUCGGGAAACUUCUAUACUUGAUCCUAGGACGGUGGGGCGAUACUUCAACUCCUGCCACUGUUGGAGACCGGAGGUCUGCCGCGAGUGCGACGCAGCUCGAGGCCAUUAGAUCAAGUAUCACGUUCCUUACAGAGUUAGACGGUGUCGCUGCUGUUUGGGUUGCUGUCCAAGACUGUUUCGACGUUUUCUGGUCCGAUGAUCCCCGACUUGUGCAGCCAGGCGGCGCUCAGGAGGCCCAGGACGAGCUCAUCAACUUGAUGACCAUCAUGUAUGUCGUUAUACAAGAAGUACUGAGCUUUCCCAAGGAGCUUGAAACUACAAGAAACAACCUUCUUUCCUUGAAGCCUGGUCUGGUUGAUUUCAUGUCCAUGGCGACUGCCAAACUGCGCUGGGACGACCAAAACUUGAUGCCUUCGAGUCAGAUUUUCCUGCUGUAUUGGAAAUCCAUCCUCCUGGUCUUAGGUGGGACGCAAGAGAUCGACGAAGCCAAAAAGGCCACAGCGGAAUCGCCCAACGCCAAGUCGAAGGAUAUAAUCACAGCAUCACCACUAGACUACCAUGUCUUUCGACAGGAGCUUACUUCCAAGUAUCCCGCAUAUGUUCCACCCCGCACACUUAUUCCCCUCGAGCCAGAGAACACAACAUUACUUCCCCCUCUACCGAAUCAACCUACCAGGAAUAGCGCUACUACUGGAAUUCUGCCUGGCCCUUCAAACACCCAGAGCGGUGGAGCUUCCAUUCUACACCAACCCGUGCACAUUGCAACGCCAGCACCGUCACCGCCGCCGUCUCCUGGAGUCGGGGGCAAAGGCGGCAAGAAGCAAAAUUACCAGACAAAUCAGAAUUUUCCGUUCAUGUAUCCACCUCUGGAUGCUACCAGCAAUAGUGCUGGUGGUAAGGGUGGUGCUGGUCUACAAGAACAGCUUGUAGGACGCAAAUGGGAAGGCAGUGACAUCCCCGCGUCCAUCCUUGAGGCAGGAGAGCUAUUCUCCAAGCGAGUCCGAAUGACGCGUGCUACGCGACAGCUCUGGGAAGAGCGCGAGAGCUUCUUGAAGUUUGAGAGAGGUUGGGAGACGGAUAACAGCGACAGCGAUGUCGAUGAGCUCGAUCUCGACGGGCUCACCCUCGAAGAGAAGCAAGAAAUCGCUGCACUGAAAGCGGAGACGAAAGCAGAGGAGCGUAGAGAGGCAGGCUUCACGAUAAAGGAGCCGGAAAUUGACUGUGGUCCAACUGGCCACGUCAGCGAUGAGGUCAAGCGACGUCUGCUCGCCGUUGAGAGCUUUUACAAAGAGUCGCUGCCUCAUCUGCAAUCUCUCGUGAUUGUGCUUUUGAGGCCAAUCCUUAUGAACGUCACAGCCGUUCUGGCGCAGCCUGCCCCUCCUCAACAACAUCCGGGCAUGGCUGGCAGAGGCGCCAAUGGCAUGGUUAACGGCGGUCCCGGGCCCAACAGACAACAGCCUCAAGAUCCGUCAUCGGCAACUUCAGGUGGCCCUCCUGAACUUCCAGAGAUGUCUCCCGAGGAAGUGGAUGCUGCUAGAUCCAGAGAAAUCACAACAAAGGCCAUCACAGGAAUUCUCCUCCUCUUACUGAAAUGGCUCAGGGUUUCCCACAUUCUCAAGUUCGAGUACAUGACACAGCUUCUGCUUGACUCAAACUAUCUGCCGCUGGUCCUUAAGCUGUUUGCCCACCAAGACGUUCAGCAGGUGGUAGAUAGCAAGACCGAUCGGCUAGAGAACAGGUGGAGUGCCCCCAUUGUCAGGAUUGUCAAGCAAGCUAACCCUGCAUUUAGUUUCUUCCAUUUCUGCAACCUGCGCUCGAAGCAUAAGGAUAAGCCGCCUGCUCAACCAGAGGCAGAGGAAGAAAGCGAAGACGAAGCAGCGCCGCCGCCCAUUAAGAGAAGACGGUCGCCGCCCCGGCCAGCCGUGGCCGUACCUCAUCAAGGGGAUGAGAACUCCCAGCUCGAGGGCCACGCCGCGGCCCGACCCGAGGUCGACGAGCUCGGAUAUCCCAUCAACGAUCUCCCAGCUGAACCCAUCACCGACUUCUCGAGAAGGAAUUUCUUCUCCCUCAUCAACUACCUCCGCAUCAUGCAAAAGAUCUGCAAGCACAAGGCACACAGGAACCUGCUCCUGGUGCAAUAUAAGUCAGCCAACAUCCUCCGCAAGUCCCUGAAGGUCCCUCAACCCGAACUCCGGCUUUACACCCUGAAGCUGUUCAAGAACCAAGUACCCUACUGCGGCCGUAAGUGGCGGCAGAGCAACAUGCGAGUCAUCACGGCGGUAUACCUUCAUUGCCGGCCCGAGCUGCGCGACGAGUGGCUCGCCGGCAGCGACGUCGAUGCCGAGGUCGAUUCGGCGCUUCCGCUGGAGCAAGCCCUGCGCAGCUUGACGCACUGGUUCAAUGUGCGCAGAUACCCGGACAAGAUUGCGGUCGAGCUGCGGGCCGCGCUCCGCGAGGAGCAGGAUUUCUUUACGAGGGAGCUGGAGAAGCUUGACAUGAACUGGGCGGACGUCGGGAGCGAUGAGGGCGUAAACAGUGAGUGGGAGCACGAGGCGGCCGGGUGGCCAUGA
Molecule: messenger RNA, 3144 nt
Organism: Colletotrichum karsti
Lineage: Eukaryota; Fungi; Ascomycota; Sordariomycetes; Glomerellales; Glomerellaceae
Exons: 6
Coding region: 1-3144 (1047 amino acids)
Biological process (GO): cytoskeleton organization
Cellular component (GO): cytosol
Source: RefSeq, a predicted model, not a curated record